AUGUAUGUGUGUUUUUUUAAUGUUUAUGCUCAAAUGUCUGUCAGUCUGUGUUGGUGUCUUGACAGUCUGUGUAGGUGUCUUGACAGUCUGUGUAGGCGUCUUGACAGUCUGUGUUGGUGUCUUGACAGUCCGUGUAGGUGUCUUGACAGUCUGUGUAGGUGUCUUGACAGUCUGUGUAAGUGUCUUGACAGUCUGUGUAGGCGUCUUGACAGUCUGUGUAGGUGUCUUGACAGUCUGUGUAGGUGUCUUGACAGUCUGUGUAGGUGUCUUGACAGUCUGUGUAGGUGUCUUGACAGUCUGUGUUGGUGUCUUGACAGUCUGUGUAGGUGUCUUGACAGUCUGUGUAGGUGUCUUGACAGUCUGUGUAGGUGUCUUGACAGUCUGUGUAGGUGUCUUGACAGUCUGUGUAGGUGUCUUGACAGUCUGUGUAGGUGGCUUGACAGUCUGUGUAGGUGGCUUGACAGUCUGUGUAGGUGUCUUGACAGUCUGUGUAGGUGUCUUGACAGUCUGUGUAGGUGUCUUGACAGUCUGUGUUGGUGUCUUGACAGUCUGUGUAGGUGUCUUGACAGUCUGUGUAGGUGUCUUGACAGUCUGUGUAGGUGUCUUGACAGUCUGUGUAGGUGUCUUGACAGUCUGUGUAGGUGGCUUGUCAGUCUGUGUAGGUGGCUUGUCAGUCUGUGUAGGUGGCUUGUCAGUCUGUGUAGGUAUCUUGACAGUCUGUGUAGGUGUCUUGACAGUCUGUGUAGGUGGCUUGUCAGUCUGUGUAGGUGUCUUGACAGUCUGUGUAGGUGGCUUGUCAGUCUGUGUAGGUGUCUUGACAGUCUGUGUAGGUGUCUUGACAGUCUGUGUAGGUGGCUUGACAGUCCGUGUAGGUGUCUUGACAGUCUGUGUAGGUGUCUUGACAGUCUGUGUAAGUGUCUUGACAGUCUGUGUAGUGCGUCUGUGUAG
Candidula unifasciata is the source of this 948-nucleotide messenger RNA. Lineage: Eukaryota; Metazoa; Mollusca; Gastropoda; Stylommatophora; Geomitridae. The record is from the annotation of a GenBank genome assembly.